AUGGCAUCUAUGGUCGCGUUUGUCACCGUGUUGACACUGCUGCUAGCGCACUGCACCACUCGAGCCAACCCGGUACCGGCGAAGAUUCUUGGCAAGUAUGUGCUGUCGUAUCAAUCGCCCGGCUCGCACAUUCACCUUAAUGCUCAGAACGAUCCGGACGAGAUGAACGAACUGUCCAACGGAAUCGACAGUGGUGAAAGUGAGGCAGAGUAUGUCAACCUUCAAACAGCGCCCAAACACUAUCGAUAUCGACCACAGUAUGAGGAACCGGCCGACGAUCAGUACGAUGAUCAACAGCACCAGGAGCAAGAUACAGCGGACUACGCAGAUGAUUCGGCCACUGCCAGUGCUAACCAUCAGCAUCAGUACAUGACCACGUACAAGACUGUUACCAAACAUGGCGGCGGUACACGAAAUCGCCCAAGCUAUUCCCAUGCAGACAGUGACGAGGAUGAGGAUGAGGCGGACACUAGUGCGAGUGAAGAAUCGAACGCUUACAAUGCUUACCGAGCGUAUCAGAACAAGGGCAAGAAACAUCAGAACCAUCAUUCCACCGGUAGCAGCACGGCAACUUCAUCUGGACACACCGGAACCCAUUAUCACUACGGUCAGCAUCAUCACCGUCCCAAGCAACAACAGCAACAGGAGCAGCAACAAGCUCAGCAACAGCAACAUCACUACCACCAUCAGGUGGCGUCCGCCCAUACCUCCUACCAUCCUCAGCUCAUACAGGCGUACAAAAUCCUGCACGGAGCGCCGAACCGUUUGCCCACAUCCCACGAGUACACCGACGAUGAGGGCAGCGAUGAGGAGGAGGACGAAGAUUUUCACAGCGGUGCAGCGAUCGGUGCCGCUGCCGGACUGCCGUCCGGCUAUGGAAGCCACGGUCCGCAAACCAUCCACACCAAGGGACGUGCGAUUCCGAUCAGUCAACAUGUGGAAAUUGAAACGCCUGUCCCGGUGCCGUACGUCAAGAAGAUACACGUCCCCAUCCCGCAGGAAGUGCGGGUGAAAAUUCCUCACCCCGUACUGGUGCCCGUACCACGCCCGUACCCUGUCCACAUACCGGUCGCGCAACCGAUCGCCGUACCGGACAUAAAGGAAAUUACCGUACCGAUCGAAAAGAUUGUCCCCUAUCCGGUGGAGAAAAAGAUUCCCGUGCCGAUCGAGAAACCGGUACCGUACCCGAUUGAAAAGCACGUCCCCGUCUACCUACCACAACCGAUACCGGUAAAGGUACCGAUCGUGAAGACCAUCAUACACAAAGUCAAACAACAAACGGCAAGCGGACCCAACCUACCGCCCGGAAGUGGUUCCCUCUGGUAG
Molecule: messenger RNA, 1326 nt
Organism: Anopheles maculipalpis
Lineage: Eukaryota; Metazoa; Arthropoda; Insecta; Diptera; Culicidae
Product: putative cyclin-dependent serine/threonine-protein kinase DDB_G0272797/DDB_G0274007
Exons: 1
Coding region: 1-1326 (441 amino acids)
Source: RefSeq, a predicted model, not a curated record